Molecule: messenger RNA, 1023 nt
Organism: Desarmillaria tabescens
Lineage: Eukaryota; Fungi; Basidiomycota; Agaricomycetes; Agaricales; Physalacriaceae
Product: kinase-like domain-containing protein
Exons: 3
Coding region: 1-1023 (340 amino acids)
Source: RefSeq, a predicted model, not a curated record
AUGUCCUCUAUCCACGAUACACUCCGGCUCAUUGAUUGUUGCCAACUUGUACUGCAACCUAGAUGUGGUGAGCUACUGCUGCUGCCUCCCACUGUUCUACUGGGGCACUCGGACGUGAAAUGGAAGGAAGCAACAACGAUAAGGUUUUAUUUUACGCUCAUGGCAUCAUCGUCGCACGUCUGGUCACUGCCAUUCUUCGCGGCGACCAUCUAUUCGUGGUUUACGCACAGGGUCAUUCCCACUGUCAAGUUCACCUUUUACUACCUUUUUACGACCGAGCGUUCCAAUGACUCUCACAGAGUUCGCCUCUUUCGUUUUGGUAUUCCCAUUGUCAUGAAAGAGACGCCACGGACGGUCAGCACCGAGGCGGACGCCCUACGAUUCUUGAAUACAACCUGCUCUGACUUGCCAAUACCCCGGCUCCUCGAUUCCUUCGUGUUGGGAGAUUCCACAUACACCAUCAUGACCAAGCUGCCGGGGCAUAAUUUGUUGGACCGUUCCUUACCAUCUGACCAAUUAGAAGUGGUGGCCAAGGAAGUCCUAGAUUUCUUGCAUCGACUAUGGCAGAUUGAGCAACCAGACAACUGCAAAGGGCAAGUCAUGCGUAGCGCUAGUGGUCAUGGGCUUCCCAACCCCAUGACUCUCCAUUCCAACCUCAGCAACACAUUUCCUUCGACGCUUCAUUGUUAUGCUCUCAUGAACUUCAAAGAUCUGAACCAUUUUAUCGCGGAUACGGCACCUUCCACUCUCGAGCAUCUCGCAAAUGACCCGGUGUGUUGGGUACAUACUGAUUUGCGGCUCCAAAACAUAUUGGUGCUGGACGGCCGACUAAGUGGCAUCGUUGAUUGGGAGGAUUCGGGAUGGCUACCCCGCCAUUGGCAAUUGCAUAUGUUCCGCAACGUAUACAUGCACGGCAUUACAUUCGAAUGGUGGGCCUUAUGGAAAAAGGAACGGAUGCGUUUUGAUGAAGCGGUGGAAGCAGUGUACGAACUGUCUACCGGUCUGAUCACAUAUCCAUUGUGA